This is a messenger RNA of Klebsormidium nitens, 1128 nucleotides long. The record is from the annotation of a GenBank genome assembly. Lineage: Eukaryota; Viridiplantae; Streptophyta; Klebsormidiophyceae; Klebsormidiales; Klebsormidiaceae.
GCUCAUUUGUCGCGAGGCGGCGCGGCCGGCGAAGGAGGACCGAAUCAGCGUCUGCUGCGCGCGCGCGCGCUCAAACUACGGAAGUUCAACCACCAUCGCAGUUUUCAGGACUUCGCUUGGCUCGGGAAGAGGAAGGAGGAAGACGCAGUGCAAAGCGACGAGGCCGGAAUGUGGUGCUUGGGACGGUAGGUUUCAGCAUUAGGAAGCUUCCCCUAGGUCUGUUGGCAGAACAGGAGGCAAGCCAUGGCCGUCAAGAUUCGUCUGCAGCGGAAGGGCAGAAUCCGUCUUCCAAUUUACCGCCUGGUAGCGGCGGAUAGCAAGGCUCCUCGGGACGGCGCGUUCAUCGAGAUUCUGGGGCAGUAUGAUCCGAAAGCAGGGAGGCCUGGCAUGAACCACACAAUCAACGUCAAGGCCGAGCGCAUCCAGCACUGGCUGGACUGCGGCGCCCAGCCCACCGAGACCGUUAGCAGCCUGCUCCGUCAAAUCGGCAUGCUCCCCAUGGUCGACUUCAACAAGAAGGAGGAGCCCUACUACGGAAGCCGCAAGAAGAAGGACGAGGAUAAGAAGAAGCGCGCCAAGAAGGCGUCCGCCGUUCUUUCCGCCCCGGUCGCGCCUCGGGCCGCGCCGGUCGUCCCGGCUCCCAUGAUGGAGCCGUUUGGGUCGUCCUUUAGAGGAACCGCCGUGGCUGCUAGGCCUUCGUUCAGGCUGCAGUCGGCCAACGGGUUGUCUGCCAUUAGGUCAGGUAGUCGGGUUGCAGCUCCGGGGCUCGCGACGAGCCAAAUGCGCUCGAUGAGCAUGGUGGGCAUGCGGAGCGCACUGCAGAGAGUGGCGUGCGUAUGCGGAAUUUAAACGGAAUGAUUUAGAAGGGGUGACGCCUUGCAGUAGACUUCAGCAGGUAACAACUGUGCACCGAUGGCGAAGGAGGCUAAAAGGGUCUCCUCACAUUCUUGAUCUGGGCUUUUAAAACUAACUCUUGACCAGCCAGUGGAUAUCAACCCUCUUCGAUUUGCCACUCUGCGGAAGCUAACAUUCUCGGGACUGGCAUUUGCCGAAUCCAGCAGGCGACAACUUGACCUGCAUUUAAUGCCGGCCGCAGUUUCUGUUGUGGCCUGCCAUCAUUCUACUGAU